Capsicum annuum is the source of this 2900-nucleotide messenger RNA. RefSeq names its product B3 domain-containing protein REM17. The record is from RefSeq and is a predicted model, not a curated record. NCBI's taxonomy places the organism in Eukaryota, Viridiplantae, Streptophyta, Magnoliopsida, Solanales, Solanaceae. Gene Ontology annotation, molecular function: DNA binding. The transcript is spliced from 12 exons. Bases 125 to 2515 code for a protein of 796 amino acids.
AGGCUACGUUUAUGCGUUUAUGCCUAACUAAUUCCCUCCAACUGCAUAGUUUCCCCGAAUUACAAAAGAACCAAAAACACCACCUUUCCUCUUACACUAAUUUACAUAUUCUAGUUGGUUUUACAUGAAAAUCCCACCAAAGAAACCUCAUUUUUUCAAACCCAUUUUGCCAGAUUUCAACAAUGGUCUUAAAAUACCUAUAGGUUUCUUGAAGUAUUUGAAGGGACAGGAACAUGUUAAAUGUGCUGUACUGAAAAGGGAUGGUAAGAAAUGGAGGGUUAAGGUGAAUGGCCGGAAACUGGAAGAGGGUAAUUGGGGGAAAUUUGUAAAGGAGUUUGAUUUGCAAGUGGGAAAUAUAUUGGUGUUUAGUCAUGAAGGAAGUAUGGAAUUUGAAGUUUCAAUUUUUGAUUCAAGUCAAUGUAGUAGAGAAUAUGCAGAGUAUAUGCAAGAAGACGUGAUCGAGGAUGUGAUGGAGGUGGACGAGGAGGAAGAUGAGGAGGAUGAGUACGUGGUGGAAGAGGAGGAGGAGGAUGAGUACGAGGAGGAAGAGGAUGAGGUCGAGGAGGAGGAAGAAGAAGAAGUUGUUACAGAUGACAAUUCUUGUGAAAGAUCUUAUUUUGAAUACACUAUUACACCAUAUUGCCUUUCCUUCAGAGCUUGCUUGUUUCUGCCUCAACAAUUUGCACUUGCGAAUGAUCUCACCAACAAGAAGUGCAAAUUGAUAAUAAGAGAUGAAAGACAAAGGUCAUGGAAAUUAAAGAUAUGCAGUUCCAGCAAUCCUCGACCUCGAGCCUAUAUUGGAAGUGGAUGGCGUAAAUUCAUCGCUGAGAAUUCUAUAAAGGAGGGAGAUCGUAUUAAGUUUGAGGUUGUCACAAAUGGAAAGACACCAAUAUGGAAAUUUCAAGUUGAUACAGACUAUCAAACACCAAUGAGGAAGUUUCAAGAAACACCAAGCCUGAACAUCGACUUGUCAAAUAAGACUUCUUCCCAUGCCGAAGCUGCUUCUACUAACAAGGCUUUUGUUCAAUCUCAUUUUGAAUGCACUAUUAGACCAUAUUGUUUUUUAAGAGGUACCUUGAAUGUGCCCAAACAAUUUGCAAUUGCAAAUGGUCUCACUAACAAGAAGUGUGAGUUGAUUGUAAGAGAUGAAAGACAAAGGUCGUGGAAUUUAAAGCUAAGUUCCGGCAGUACCCGAUCCUAUAUUGGGGAUGGAUUUCGUAAAUUCAUCGCUGAUAAUUGUUUAAAGGAGGGAGAUGAUAUUAUGUUUGAGGUUAUCACUAAUGGAGAGACACCAAUAUGGAAAUUUAAAGUUGUCACAGGUGGAGAGACAGCAGUGAGGAAGUUUCAAGAAAAGCUGAGCCCCAACAUCGACUUGCCAAAUAUGACUUCUUCCCAUGCAGAAGCUGAUACUAACAAGCCUUUUGUUCGAUCUCAUUUUGUAUGCACUAUUACUCAAAAAAUGUUUUCAAGAGGUCUCUUGUAUGUACCUAAAAAAUUUGCAAUUGCAAAUGGGCUCACCAACAAGAAGUGCGGGUUGAUUGUAAGAGAUGAAAGACAAAGAUCGUGGAAUUUAAAGCUAAGUUUCGGCGGUACUCAAGCUCAACCCUACAUUGGAUAUGGAUUGCGUAAGCUCAUCGCUGAAAAUUGUACGAAGGAGGGAGAUCGUAUUAAGUUCGAGGUUGUCACUAAUGGAAAGACACCAAUCUGGAAAUUUCAAGUUUUUACUGAUGGAGAAAUUCCAAUGAAGACGUUUCAAGAAAGACCGAGCCCGAGCAUCAAGUUGUCAAAUAAGACUUCUUCCCAUGCAGAAGCUGCUACUAACAAGCCUUUUGUUCAAUCUCAUUUUGAAUGCACUAUUAGAGAAUAUUGUCUUUCAAGAGGUCUCUUGUACCUUCCUAAACAAUUUGCAUUUGCCAACUGUCUCAUCAACAAGAAGCACGAUUUGAUUAUAAGAGAUGAAAGACAAAAGUCGUGGAAUUUAAAGCUCUGUUAUUGUCAAACCGAUGUCUAUAUUGGAGAUGGAUGGCGUAAAUUCGUUGCUGAUAAUUGCUUAAAGGAGGGAGAUCGUAUAAUGUUUGAGGUUGUUACUAGCGGAGAGACACCAGUAUGGGAAUUUCGAGUUAAUGAGGCAAAAACUCCAUUGCAGAAGUAUCAAGAUAUUAUGAAAAAGCCCUCAAACACGAGUCCUCUCAAUGCACAAGUAUCUACUUCAACUUCUGGUGAUGAUGAUCAUCCUUAUUUUAUUUCCACCAUUAAACGUUAUUGCAUCCGCAAGACAGAAUUGUAUUUUCCACUGGAUUUUGCAAAGUCAAAUGGAUUGAAUAGGAAGUGUGAGAUGAUUCUUAAAGACGAAACAGAGAGAUGUUGGUCAGUGUGGCUGGGGAGACUUGGAACUCAUUUUGGCAUUACACGCGGAUGGACAAAAUUCAGAACAGAAAAUGGACUCCAAGUAGGAGAUGCAUACAAGUUUGAACUGAUCAAGAAUGGGGAAAUACCUAUAGCACACUUCCAUUAAACACCGUUGGAAAUAUGGUAUUUCUGAUGGCAGAUCCACUGGAAAUGUCCAUGACGAGCCAAAUUAGCGAUUUAUGCAAUAUAUUUACACAAUUAUAUUAGUUAAAAGGUAUUACAAAUAAAUCUCCAUUUUUGUGGUCUCGAUGUAACAACAACCAAAAACCAGUGUAAUCCCACAAGUGGGGUUUAGCCGUCUAGGAAGGGUAAGAUGUAUGCAAUGUUACCUUACCUUUAUAGGGUAGAAAGGUUGUUUCAAAUUGAUCCUAGCCAACCCUCCGCCUUUAUCUGGCUUUGGGACCAGCAAUGUGAGCUAGCUCACAUAGAUGAAGUUAAUUGUCUCUGUAACAUUUCUCAAAAUCGUGUAUUAUUCUUGCAAAUAGUUUGUU